ACCCUUUCGCUUAUCCAUUGAUCUUCAAUCAAGUGGAUAAGAAAUAUCCAACGUUUUCUCUUGGUCAUUUUCUUUAGUCCGAGUUCACUGCUGUUAUUGGUGGGCGCAAUUAUUUUUGGAAGUUCGUUACCGUAACAGGAUAUCCAUAUUGGCCCUACCGUUUUGGACUUUUAGGCAUUCUGUUUUCUGGGUAAACAAAAUGUCCCUUUUUAUCCCCUUACUUCUGAUAAAGCCAAUGCUUGAGAAGAAGAAGCAGCAGCUGCCAUGGACACCCCAGAGAUCUCUUUCUCCCUGCCUUUUAUUCUAUUAGUCUCCAUUCUCCAUUCUCUGAUCCCCUCAUGUCAAGUGCUUGCCUGCAAUCCAAAUGACCUGACGAUCCUUAAAGGCUUAGCUGCUUGUUUGGAGUCAGACAUUGGUGGCUGGAACGUCUCUAACUCCGAUUGCUGCUCUUGGACUGGUGUAACUUGUGCUAACUCCACCACAAGCUCAAGCCUGAGGGUUGUCAGGUUAGAGCUUGGGAGCAAGAGGCUUUAUGGAACUGUUUGCGAGUCAUUGUCUGCUUUGGAUCAGCUGAGAACCUUAAAUCUAUCCAACAAUUUUCUUCAGGGUUCUCUUCCUACCAGAUUGUUCCAAUUUCAGAAUUUGGAAAUCCUUGACCUGUCUCACAAUGAUUUCACUGGUUUCCUUCCGGUCAGCAUCCGGUUACCCUCAAUUACUUCCUUUGACAUUUCAGACAAUCAUUUUUCUGGUGCUGUCAAUUUUUCUCUUUGUGACAUCUCAACAACAAUCCAAGUUCUUGAUGUUUCAAACAACAAUUUCGCUGGAGAAGCUUCAACUUUUUUCCGAAGUUGUACUUCUCUGCUGCAUGUUUACAUCAACGGCAACAGUUUGUCCGGUGCUUUUCCGGUAAAUCUCCUCCGAUUACCAAACCUUCAACGACUUCAUCUUCAGGAUAAUCAUUUUUCUGGUCAACUGGAUGACAGAAUCGGUAACCUCUCCAAUCUUGUUGAGCUUGAUGUCUCCAACAACAACUUCACCGGAUACCUCCCGGAUGUGUUCGGCAGCCUAGGAAAGCUUGAAUACUUCAAAGCAAUCUCAAACAAGUUUACCGGUGAUUUGCCCAAUUCUCUAGUAAAUUCCCCUUCCCUGGCAAAGGUUGUUUUUUCAAGGAACCUCCUGUCUGGUCCGAUCAAUUUCAACUGCUCCGCCAUGGUUCGUCUCUCCACCCUCGACCUCGGCAGUAAUAAUUUCUCCGGUCCAGUUCCGGACAGCUUAUCCUCUUGCAAGACCUUGACAGCUUUCAAUCUCGCAAGAAACAAUAUUGGCGGUGAGAUCCCAAACAGCUUCAGAAAUCUCCAGGCACUGAAAUACCUAUCCCUCUCCAACACCAGCAUCAGCAACAUCUCCUCCGCUCUUCAGAUCCUCCAGAACUGUAAGAACUUAAACAUGUUGAUCCUCACCAAAAACUUCGAUCAAGAAGAAAUGCCAAACAAUGUGGAUCUUCAAUUCAAAAGCUUGAAAGCACUGAUUAUCCCCAACUGUCGUCUCAGGGGAUCUCUUCCGAUUUGGUUGAGAGCCUCCACAAUGCUACGAUUGGUGGAUCUAUCAGCGAAUUCUCUGAGCGGAUCGGUUCCUCCUUGGGUAGGAGAUUUCAGGUAUCUAUUUUACCUGGAUUUGUCUAACAAUUCCUUCACCGGAGGAAUUCCGGAGACUUUAACUAGACUGCAGAGCCUAAUUUACAACAAUAUCACGGUGGAGAGAUUCUUUUCCGAGUUUCCUCUGGUCAAAACAAGACAGAAUGCUUCAGGGCUGCAGUAUAAUGCAGUUGACAGCCUUCCACCGACUCUCGACCUCAGCUACAACAGACUCACCGGACCAAUCUCACCGAGUUUUGGAGAUUUAAAGCAGCUUCAUGUUUUAAGCCUGUGUCAUAACCAAUUGUCCGGAGCCAUUCCAGGCGGCUUGUCCGGAAUGAAAAGCUUGGAGACAUUGGACCUAUCAUAUAACAAGCUCUCCGGCCAAAUACCUCAUUCACUAGUACAACUCAGCUUUUUAUCAAAAUUCAGUGUAGCAUUCAAUCAGUUGUACGGAGAGAUCCCAACCGGAGGACAGUUUCUAACGUUUCUGGAUUCGUGCUUUGAAGGAAACUCAGGUCUCUGCGGGACAAACUUUAAGCCCUGUAAUGUUGAACGGACUCCGCCUCCUCCUCAGCCCGGUAGUUCUGGUGACGAUAGAAUGGAAGUUUUUGGCCUCAAUUUUGCAAUUGGGAUUGCUGCCGGUUUUCUGGCUUCAGUUACCUAUUGCGUCAGCCGUCCAUUUAAGUGUUCCAAGGGGCAUGGAAGAACCAGAUCCAGAUAAGAGUAACAGACAGGCAUACUGAGUAAAAUAAAGCAACUCCUGAUGU
Messenger RNA from Rubroshorea leprosula, 2404 nucleotides. Lineage: Eukaryota; Viridiplantae; Streptophyta; Magnoliopsida; Malvales; Dipterocarpaceae. The record is from the annotation of a GenBank genome assembly.